Sinocyclocheilus grahami is the source of this 3088-nucleotide messenger RNA. RefSeq names its product neuronal-specific septin-3-like. NCBI's taxonomy places the organism in Eukaryota, Metazoa, Chordata, Actinopteri, Cypriniformes, Cyprinidae. The transcript has 11 exons. Gene Ontology annotation, molecular function: GTP binding. Bases 64 to 1851 code for a protein of 595 amino acids. The record is from RefSeq and is a predicted model, not a curated record.
AUUCGACUCAAAUGAACGAACCGGACACGUCUAAAUCCCAUUGCGCUUGAGUCAGGAGAGGUGAUGGCGGUGUUCAAGCGUGAGAGCUCUCAAGCUGCAGCUAUGUUUACUAAACAUUUGAAACGCGUGAAAUCAGCACUUAAGAGGUCAUUUGAAGUGGAGGAGGAUACAUCCACAAACCCGUCCCCUCUUUCCCGUAGAACAACCAAUCCUCUGCGCUCCUCCACCUCUUCUACGAGCAGCCGUUUCCAUGACAUGAGAUCGCUCAACUCCGAGUCCACCUCGAGGCACGCUUCAGAUUCCUCCUCCAACCAGUGCUCUCCAAAGUCCAACCUGAGGCGCGUGGAGUUAUCGGGGGGCCGCGUCCCAGAGACUGUGUCGCGCAGGACAGAGAUCUCCAUCGACAUCUCCUCCAAGCAGGUGGACAGCUCACCCAGUCCUGGUAUCGCCCGCUUCGGCUUAAAGAGACCUGAGGUCUCGCUCCAGAGUAAAGCCACAGAUGGGUCUCUUCACAGAAGGGCUGAGGGUAACCACAGCAGACCCCAGGAACCUCCAACACCCCCUAGGAGAGCCGACCCACCAAUAUCCUCUUCCCGGAUCCCUGAGCUGUCCCAGAGGCGAGCAGAGCCUCCCAGCCCUCUUGAGAUCUCAGCUCCGACUAGACGGGCUGAGAUGCACAUUAACAGACAGCUGGACACACCGUCUCCUGCAAGGGAGUCAGAGAACAGCUUCACCUCCGCAGCCAGCAUCACUCCUACCUUCAAUGAAUACAAAACCCCUCCAUCAGUACAUGAAGCCCCCCCAAGGCCACUAGAGAGGUCAGAGGUCAUUUCCAGCUACAGCAGCAGUAGCAUCAUGGCAGAGUCUGUUAUGCCAGAGAUGCCCCCAGCCAUGUGCCUGGAGAAGCCCAGCAUCGACUUCAGCUAUGUGGGCAUUGAUGCCAUCCUGGAGCAGAUGAGGAGGAAGGCCAUGAAACAGGGCUUUGAGCUCAACAUCAUGGUAGUGGGUCAGAGUGGUUUAGGGAAGUCCACACUGAUGAACACGCUCUUCAAGUCUAAGGUGAGCCGCAAGUCUUUCCUGGGCACGGCUGAGGAAAAGAUUCCCAAAACCAUUGAGAUCAAGUCCAUCAGUCAUGAUAUCGAGGAGAAAGGAGUUCGAAUGAAGCUGACAGUCAUAGACACACCAGGGUUUGGUGACCAGAUCAACAAUGAGAAUUGUUGGCAGCCCAUAAUGAAGUUCAUCAAUGACCAGUAUGAGCAGUACUUGCAGGAAGAGAUCAAUAUUGACAGGAAGAAGAGGAUCCCAGACUCACGAGUGCACUGCUGCAUAUACUUCAUACCACCCACAGGACACUGUCUUAGGCCUUUGGAUGUGGAGUUCAUGAGACGUCUUAGUAAGGUGGUGAACAUCGUUCCUGUCAUCGCUAAGGCUGACACCCUGACUCUGGAGGAGAGGGACUUCUUCAAAAAGAAGAUCAGGGAAGAGCUUCGAGCCAAUGGGAUUGAUGUCUACCCACAGAAAGAGUUCGACGAGGAUGCAGAGGAUAGAACAAUCAAUGAGAAAAUAAGAGAGAUGAUUCCUUUCGCAGUCGUAGGAAGUAACCAGGAGUAUCAGGUCAAUGGGAGAAGACUAUUGGGAAGGAAAACAAAAUGGGGAACCAUUGAAGUUGAGAAUAUUGCCCACUGUGAGUUUGCUUACCUGCGGGACCUCCUCAUAAGAACCCACAUGCAGAACAUCAAAGACAUCACUAGCAGCAUCCACUACGAGAUGUACCGUGUCCGUCGGCUCAACGAGAACAACACCCAGGCCAACGGCCUCAGCGAACACCAUCCGGCCUGCCACGAAAUCUAGCUCCCCAUCCAAACGACCCCUCCACCCCCAUUCCUCACUCCUCUCCAAUCCCCAACCCUCCAUUCACCUCACGCUCUGUCCCGCCCCCUUCCAUCAGCCAUGGACUGAGGUGAAGAGGUCCAUCUAGAGAAGCACAUAAUGACUUCACCUCCCAGAAACCUCCAGCACAGUGGAGGGCUGAAGAGGUCAGAAAUACAACCGCUAAAGAGCUUCACCAUAUACUGCAUGCGUUUGACUCGGCUCUGCUGAUGCUCCAGGUCUGUGUCUGUGUGCAGAGGUUGAUUAUGAGGCAGGUACUGAUUGGUCAAGCUGUGCGAAAAGCUCUUCACAUGCAUCACUCUUCCUUUUGGUUUUUACAGGAGAUUUCUCAGAAGGCUCCUUUUUAUGUGAUUUGUUGAAUGCUCUCUUAAUAUUUAUGCUUAAUUUUGAGCGGAUAAGUCAUCUUCUGAAACCAGAGCUGAUGUGGCAGCACCAUUAUAAAACUACAGGUUAUCUGAUGUCUUUCCCUCCAAAAUAUGUAUACUUGUUGCCUACGGCAUUGUGGAGAACCUGGUGUGCAGUUGUUCCUGCUAUUUGUUUAAUCACAUCUGUGCAAAUAAUUACAGGAAAACUGACUCAUUGGAUCCCUGGUACCAUAUAAAAACAGUAAUGAUUGAAAUUACAGCUUUGGGGUUUGUGUUGGAAAGAUUAUCCAAACUGAAUAGUAUUUAUGUCAAUUAAAUGGGAUUGUUAUGUACUUUAUACAAACGAUCUUAUUUAUUGCAGAAUGUGACCUGAACUGGAAGGAGAAUCGCAGUGGGUUCAAUAGGCUUUUAAUGAAUCAUUUAAUUUUGUGUAUGAACCCGGUACACCGUUUUUAUCAGGCAGUAUUCAGUGCCGUUUAUCUUAGACCUUCCAGACCGCCUCAUUCUCUUCCAGUCAUGCCAAAUAUGUGGAAAUCUGCACCAUCUUUUGUCAGUUUAAGUGUCUUGUUUUGUCUUAGCCUCGAGGAAAGGGCCUACAGGAGAGGGAACUUAAAGCUGCCUGCCACAUCUGAUGAGGAGCCACUUUUAAGAACGAUGGAAUUCCUCAGGCUUUGUUCUUGUCUGCAAGCCCCUUUAUAAAUGCUCGUCAUUGGGAAAAUAUCUUUGUUUUGUCCUGUGCUGUAUAUUCAUAGUGAUUACAUUUUUGUAUUGGCAUUCAGAGUAACACAAAUAACUUUGAUAUCCUGUUAUUUUAAAGAAAUAAAGAUUUAAAU